AUGGCACUCCUGGCAAAUACUAUGACCUCAAAGUCUGGUGGUUAUAUCACCAGACGAUUGCAUGUGCCGCAAGAGGUUUGGUCACAAGGAGGGGCCAAGCUUACAAACAUACCAGAAAAAAUCCGUGUUGUAGAAGUGCUCUGCUCAGCCCUGGAGGAGAUGCAGCAAUGCAGCGUGGAAUCUUUUGGCGCUAGCGUUGGUAGUGGACUAGCUUUGGGAAUUGGUAGUGUAACUCGCAAGGAAGCUGAGACAUGGGUAGGCAAGUUAGAGGAGUUCUCCUCGAUAUGCGAUAGUGUCGUCGCGAACUUUGGCAAGAAGCUUAGUGUGGGCGAAGGUUUUGUGGUCAAGAAAAGUGGCGGGGUAACAUCAUGGGGAGGCAAACUUACUCGACAGAUUGACAAGUUUACCAAUGGAAAAAACCUUGAUUCACCUGCUGCCUAUGUGUCUGGAUUAAAUAGGCUGUUUAUGAUAGCCCAACUCAUCGACGAGCAUACAAAGGCGCUGAUGUCGCAGCCUGUCGCAGCCACAUACGCAGCGUUCCCCCUAGAUCUCCGGGUCGCUGCAGAAGUCAAGCUAAAACGCGCCUCCGAGUUCUUUGCGAGCGUCGUGCUGACAUUCGUCAUCCGCGACCUGGCGCAGCUACUCGACAAGUACGCCAAGAAGUGUGAAAAGUGGCUGGCAGAAUAG
Messenger RNA from Suillus subaureus, 687 nucleotides. RefSeq lists its product as uncharacterized. The record is from RefSeq and is a predicted model, not a curated record. The transcript is spliced from 3 exons. NCBI's taxonomy places the organism in Eukaryota, Fungi, Basidiomycota, Agaricomycetes, Boletales, Suillaceae. Bases 1 to 687 code for a protein of 228 amino acids.